Molecule: messenger RNA, 711 nt
Organism: Hydatigera taeniaeformis
Lineage: Eukaryota; Metazoa; Platyhelminthes; Cestoda; Cyclophyllidea; Taeniidae
Source: the annotation of a GenBank genome assembly
AUGAUGACGUCAGAAGCACCUGCACCACAUUGGAUACAUGACUGUCCUGAGUCCAGAUUGAAGUGGUGGUUUCCCCUUGCUCUCACUGGAGCUAUCUAUGCAGUUAACAUUCUCUACAUACUUGGAAAGCAUCUCCACAAACAGCUCCGUCCAGAACCGACUCCACGUUGCACCGCCUAUCCCAACAUCUUCCGGGGCAUUGAUCACAACUCAUUCGACGACGAUGAUCAAGAGUUUGAUUUCAUGGAGGAGGAGCCUUAUGUGAAGUCGAAAGUUUUUUGGGUGGAGGAGAGUCAGUGGGGUUCAGACGACUUAAGAACGCCUCACACAUCGACAACAACAGCAGUAGCAUUUGCAAGCCUCCCAGAACAUGGAAUGAACGAAGACGAUGAUGAAGAUGAUGAAACCUAUCCUGGAAGACGUGUUAAACAACCAGAAAAUCAAAUAAAUGGCGAAAAUACGAAAGACAAUGGUAUCGCCCUCCAAAUGAAUAACAUUAAUAGCGUAAACGCAAAAGCCGUUGAAGACGCACCGCAAAGAAAGGAUGGACGACAUCGCAUAAGACAAAAUCAAUGCCUAGGAGAACAAAAUGGCCAUUUUUUCCUAAAACUGCGAAUAUUUUGUGAACAAAUGACCUCAGUUUCCUACCCAACAGGUCGGUUUAUGGUAAGUCAACAUCUUAAGGGUUGUAUUAGGUGGUUUGUAUUUUGA